UUCUUUUGAUAUAUAAAAGUACAAAGGUAUCCAGCCUCCGAUCAGUCCGGUUCCUGUGAACGAUGAUCUCUCCCUCCUACCUCCUCUCGCUUUCGAGGCCUAGUGCUUUGCCCAGCAAUCUUACUUUACUCUCUGGGGGUGAGAAGAGAUCGAGGAUAUGUUUUUAUAAAGCUGGGAGAUUGAAAUCCUCAAGAUUCAGGCCUACAUGUUGUUCUUCGGGCAGAAACUCCCUGUCUUUUGAUGAGAACUCAUCCAGCUUUUGCAUUAUAGAAGGGCCAGAGACUGUUGAGGACUUUGUUCAGAUGCAGCUACAAGAAAUUGAUGACAACAUAAGAAGUCGGCGCAAUAAAAUUUUCCUUCUCAUGGAAGAGGUGAGGAGAUUGCGCAUACAACAACGAAUAAGAAGUGCAAAGUUCAAUAAUGAGAGCAGUGAUGAGAAUGAGAUGCCUGACAUGCCAUCGACCAUUCCAUUUCUUGCUAAUAUGACGCCAAAGACUAUGAAGCAGUUACAUUUGACAUCUUUCCUCAUGGUAUCGGGCAUAAUAAUGUUUGGAGGUCUUCUUGCACCCAUUCUGGAGCUUAAAUUAGGGCUUGGUGGCACUUCCUAUGAAGAUUUUAUACAGAGCAUGCAUCUUCCUUUGCAAUUAAGGUAAUGUGCCCAACAUGCCUUUGCACUGGGAUGGCGAUGGCAAGUGAACAUGAUCCACGAAUUGAUCCAUUUGAUUAAGUCUUAAUGGCUUGUCUGGGGACGAAGCUUGCAGCUCUACUUGAAUGGAAUGUUUCUCAUCGGAAAAGUUAGUGGUUAGUGAAAGAUUUCCAGUAUCUGUGAUAUAAAAUAUUAGUUACUGCUAUUUAGAUUAUCUCCCAGUCGUGUGUCCGCUAAAUAUGUAUAUGGUGAUCGUAUUACAGAAAAAUAUGCAAGUUACAUUAAUAAAUUUACAAAGGAGCAGUUUUUUUAAGCACCAAAA
Messenger RNA from Dendrobium catenatum, 968 nucleotides. RefSeq names its product protein ORANGE-LIKE, chloroplastic. Gene Ontology annotation, cellular component: chloroplast membrane. NCBI's taxonomy places the organism in Eukaryota, Viridiplantae, Streptophyta, Magnoliopsida, Asparagales, Orchidaceae. The record is from RefSeq and is a predicted model, not a curated record.